Molecule: messenger RNA, 651 nt
Organism: Parastagonospora nodorum SN15
Lineage: Eukaryota; Fungi; Ascomycota; Dothideomycetes; Pleosporales; Phaeosphaeriaceae
Exons: 2
Coding region: 1-651 (216 amino acids)
Source: RefSeq, a predicted model, not a curated record
AUGACACAUGCUGACUCCGUCUUUUCAGAGAAACCGUCUGGGGCUACGUCUCUGACGUUGUACCCGGCCAACGGCAAUGACACAGUCCUUGCGCAGAGCUGUGGGAAUUCCAUUGAGUCUCUCAUCUUCCACGUCGACGAGAACGGCGAUGGAAACUUUCACUGUUGGGCGACAAGACCUACGAAAUUGUGUCCAAUUCUGAAGACGGUGUUAGUUGGCGUUCGAAAGUUUAGCAAUCUGGUCGCAACUGUUGAGUGCUCCAAUGUUGCCCUCGAUGUCCAGGAGCCUGGCAAAGUAUCUUCAGAAGACUGCUUCAAAGAGGAUGAGGCAAAAGCUGCAUUCCAUUCGCUAAAGUCACGAAACAUCAAGCGCGUUCGCAGUCUAUCGGCCACUCCUAUGACUGAUAACAGUCAAGAACAAACGCCAGCGAAUCCACUCAGGCUUCACGCACGUCAGAUCAUCUGCACAUCGUCAUCUAGUACCGAGCUGGUUGGAGAUGGUGACCCACAUCAGAACCAGCUUCACAGGCAGAUUUCACUUCUCCUGGAGGAGGGUGGAUAUCGGGUGGAUUCAGUGUCAGCAAGAGCUGGACUGGCGGAGAAUCUACGUCAUGUCCAGGAAAACAAGGACAGGAAGUCUGCGUUUGGUUGA